AUGAAUUUUAAAAACAUUGUUAUAUUUAUUAAAAAAAAUAUAGUGUUACCUGCCACAUUACGAGGUCUAGGGGAAACACUUGAUGAGAAUAGGCAAAAAUAUAAAUGUGGGAACCAUCAAUUCUACCAAGAAUGGAUAUUUGAUGAUCAAGGAAAAUGUCAUCUAAUGUUUGGAUGUCCUGAACUUGUCAAUAUAGUAGUGUCAAGUGGUGGAACCGAACUUCAUGCUGACGGGACGUUUAAAGUUGUCCCAUCGAGACCCAAAUGUAGACAAUUGUUCAUAAUUCACCUUAUUAUACAAAAUCACUCUAUUCCAAUAUGUUAUGUAUUGAUGGAGUCAAAAACUCAAGAGGCAUAUAUAAAAGUGCUAAAUAGAUUCAAAGUUAUUUUCCAAAAUGUACAACCAUCAGUCAUAAUGACAGACUAUGAAAGGGGAUUGCGUAAUGCAUUUGCUAUAACAUAUCCCGAAGCUGAACUUGUAUCAUGUUAUUUUCAUUAUGUUCAAAGUUUAUGGAAAAAUAUUAAAAAAAUGCAGUUGACAGCAUAUCUACGCCAUAAUGAACAUGGUAAAAUGUGUUUGAAAAUGAUGAUGGUACUUGCCCUAUUACCAGCAAAUGAAAUUGAAGAUGGGUUUCAGGACAUAAAAGAUUAUGCUCUUGUAAAUGAUGUAAAUAUGGCUAGAUUCUUCACAUAUUUCUCAAGUUUUUGGCUAGUGCAAAUAGGACCACAAGUAUUUUCUGUGUAUGGCAAACCAAGACGAACCAAUAACAACAUUGAAAGUUUCCACAACAAACUUAAAGAUGAAUUUCAAGUGUCCCACCCAAAUUUGUGGACUGUACUAGGACAUUUGCAAAAUCUAAGUCAGUUGCAACACGUGGUUAUUAAUCAAUUAAAUAAAGGACUCCCAAUUACAAGAUCAGUUAAAUAUAAAUAUAUUAUAAAUUCAAGAAGAAUUAAAAUGUGUACUGAAAAACUGACGUUAGGAAUUAUAACGAGAAAGGAAUUUUUAUUACAAUGUUCCCACACAGUUAAUGGGUAUCUUGAAAGAGAGGCCAAUUGGGCAAGAUUUAUAGAAAAUUAUGAUAAUGCUAUUGAAGAAAAUUUGCCAAUGCAGCUACCUAAUAACAAUGCCAUUCCACUUAUAAGGGACAAUCCUGAAAGUGAUAAUGAAGACAGACCAAAUUUGGUUGCAAAUUUUGCUGAAGAUGGACCUUUAUUCGAUAAUGGUAAAUACAAAAUUAUAUAUUUUUAA
Molecule: messenger RNA, 1251 nt
Organism: Macrosiphum euphorbiae (potato aphid)
Lineage: Eukaryota; Metazoa; Arthropoda; Insecta; Hemiptera; Aphididae
Source: the annotation of a GenBank genome assembly